AUGAGCGGAUUUAAUCGCAAAUUCAAUCCAGAUUGGUAUGUUGAUUAUAAAACAUGGCUAGAAUACAGUGUUGCGAAAGAUGCUCUAUAUUGCCUACCUUGCUAUUUGUUUAGAUCAAGUGUUGGUAAAAAAGGUGGAGGAGAAGCUUUCAUUAGUCAAGGUGUUAAAUGUUGGAAUAGGAAAAAGGCUUUGGAUGAUCAUGUGGGUGGACCAAAUAGUUCUCAUAAUGUGGCUGCCAGGAAAGGUGAAGAUUUGUUGAAACAGUCACAGAGCAUUUCAAGUGUCUUAAUAAGGCAAUCAGAUAAAGCCAAAAGUGAGUAUCGAACACGUUUGCAAGCCUCGAUUACUACAACUAAGGUUCUUCUACGGCAAGGAGUGUCAUUUCGUGGUCAUGAUGAAAGUGAAUUCUCAGAAAACAGAGGAAACUUUCUUGAAUUUUUGGAAGUUAUUGCUAAUGAGAAUCCGGAUGUGCGCAGUGUUGUGUUGGAAAAUGCUCCAAAAAAUCAUCAAUUGACAUCUCCAAAGAUUCAAAAAGAUAUUGUUCGUGCAAUAGCAUCUCUAACAACAAAGGAGAUUAUCAAAGAUCUUGGAGAUGCAUUUUUUUGCAUAUUGGUGGAUGAAUCUCGUGAUGUAUCAACCAAAGAGCAGAUGGCUGUUGCUAUACGUUAUGUGGAUAAAAAAUGUUGUAUUAUAGAGAGAUUUCUCGGUAUUUCUCAUGUCACUGAUACCAAAGCCACUACACUUAAGAAGGAGAUUGAGUCAAUGCUUGGGUUACAUGGAUUGAGUUUGUCAAGGAUAAAGGGGUAG
Linum tenue is the source of this 807-nucleotide messenger RNA. NCBI's taxonomy places the organism in Eukaryota, Viridiplantae, Streptophyta, Magnoliopsida, Malpighiales, Linaceae. The record is from the annotation of a GenBank genome assembly.